AUGGGCACAGGGGAUUAUCUCUGCAUUGCUAUGAGUGGAGGGGCGCCUUGGGGCUUUAGAUUGCAAGGUGGCAAGGAGCAAAAGCAGCCUUUGCAAAUCGCCAAGGUCCGCAGCAAGAGCAAAGCAGCUAAGGCUGGACUGUGUGAGGGAGAUGAGGUGGUGUCUAUCAACGGCAAGCCUUGUGGAGACUUAACUUAUGCUGAAGUUAUCGUUCUGAUGGAAAGCCUGACUGACGUCCUGCAGAUGCUUAUCAAGAGAUCCUCCAAUGGAAUAAAUGAAGCCUUGAGUGCUGAAAGAGAAAAUGGAAAGCAUGAUAACAUAAAAAAUGAGGACUACAGGGAGAGUACUACACUGCAAAUUAACACAGCAAAAGAAAUACCCCAUGGAGAUUUAUGCAUCACAGAGAUAUACAGUGAGACUCACCAGGGAGCAGAAGAAAGCAACAUACACUUUUCUGAAACGAAACAAGAGACCACACAAAGCCACAGAAUUACUCCUAAAGUGACAGGCACCUCCAAAGUGCUCCUGACAGAUGAGGCUUUCAGAGGGAAGACAGAAGAAAGAAGGCCAGGUACUAUGGUUGAGCUGCAGUUAUCCCUCUCAAAUGACGCACACAAGGGCACCAAUGCUCCUGCUGUGACUCUCCUAGGGGCAGAAAAAUGCACCCCUUCAGGAAGAGGACCCAGUGUACAACAAGAUGGGACAAGCCCUGUAAUCGCAGUUCCCCUGGGAGCGAAAGAGGGCAACAUCCAGUGGUCAAGCAAAGUAGUCCAGUUUUCUAGUGGCAAAGAGGUCAAGAGGAUCCAAGGUGCAGCUCCAUCUCUCCCCAGGGUGGAGGUGAUCCUAGACUGUUCGGAGAGGGAGAAGGAAGCACCCAGGUCUCCAGCUGAAAGGGGGUGUGUUGAUUCUCAAGUGGAAGGAGGGCAGUCAGAAGCACCUCCUUCCCUCCUCUCCUUUGCAAUCCCAUCAGAAGGCACAGAGCAGGGAGAAGACGACCAGCACUCUGAAAGGGAUCACAGACCUCUCAAGCACAGGGCGAGGCACGCAAGGCUCCGGCGAAGUGAGAGUCUGUCAGAGAAGCAGGUCAAAGAAGCCAAAUCUAAAUGUAAAAGUAUUGCAUUGCUGCUGACAGCAGCUCCCAAUCCCAAUUCCAAGGGGGUUUUGAUGUUCAAGAAGCGUCGUCAAAGGGCAAGGAAAUAUACUUUAGUUAGCUACGGUACAGGGGAGUUAGAACGUGACGAAGACGAGGGUGAAGAAGGUGAAGGCGAAGAGGGGGACAAAGAGAACACUUUUGAAGUGAGUUUGCUUGCAACAAGCGAGUCAGAAAUAGAUGAAGAUUUCUUCUCUGACAUUGACAACGACAGUAAGAUUGUGACAUUUGACUGGGACAGUGGUCUACUUGAGGUUGAAAAGAAGACAAAAAGUGGAGACGAGAUGCAGACUCUUCCAGAGAGCACAGGUAAAGGGGCCCUCAUGUUUGCCAAGAGGCGACAGAGGAUGGAUCAGAUUACAGCUGAGCAAGAGGAGAUGAAGGCACGCAUGGUGCAUACAGAGGAACGAAAGGAAGCCACAGCCACCAUGUCAGAGAACUUCCAGAAAGUAAGCUCUUCAGUUUACCAAACUAAAGAGGAAGAAAUGUCAAGACAGCAGACCUGUGUGAGCAAAAGCUACACAGGCAUCAGCCAGAAUCAUAGCAAAAUGGUACAACAAAAUGGCUUUGGCUUAGCACCAGACAUAAACCUCUCUUUUCAGUCCUCUGAAGCUCAAAAAGCAGCGUCUUUGAAUAAAACAGCUAAACCCUUCCCUUCUGGUGUUCAAAACCGAGCAGCUGCACCGUUUUCACCCAUAAGAAAUGUCACUAGUCCUCUUUCAGAUAUACCGGCACCACCUCCUUACUGCUCUAUUAGCCCACCACCUGAGGUUUUAUACAGACCUGUUUCCGCUCCUGUAGCCAGCAGAGCUGCCCCACCUGUGUGGUCACCCACCGAGCCAUCAGAACACAUAGCAUCCAGAGAUGAACGGAUUGCGGUGCCAGCCAAAAGAACUGGGAUACUGCAAGAGGCAAAGAGAAGAAGCACUUCAAAACCUAUGUUCACGUUCAAAGAAGCACCCAAAGUAAGUCCUAAUCCCGCCCUGUUGUCCCUUGUACACAAUGCAGAGGGCAAAAAAGGUACUGGAGCUGGUUUUGAGUCAGGACCUGAAGAAGACUACCUCAGUUUGGGAGCAGAAGCUUGCAAUUUCAUGCAGACUCAAGCAUCUAAACAAAAGGCCCCUCCCCCUGUUGCUCCAAAGCCUUCACUCAAGGUCUCUCCUACUGCUGGUACUCCAGCGUCACCAGUUUGGUCACCUUCAGCUGCGGCUUCUAACAAGGCCCCUUCUUUCCCAGCACCAGCCUCACCUCAGGCAGCAUAUCCUGCGCCACUCAAAUCUCCACAGUAUCCUCAUUCUCCUGCCCACCCCCCAAGUACUCUCAACCUAGCUGGUCCUUUCAAAGGGCCUCAGGCAACCCUAGCCAGUCCAAACCAUACACCCAAGACAACACCAGUCACACCAAGUGCUGAGGGAACAAAGCCACCCUUUGAGAUGCCACCAGCUAUGAGUGGAAAAGGAGCACAGCUAUUUGCCAGAAGGCACUCUCGAAUGGAGAAGUAUGUGGUAGAUUCAGAGACUGUGCAGGCAAACAUGGCACGAGCCUCAUCUCCAACUCCAUCUCUACCAGCUUCUUGGAAAUAUUCAUCUAAUGUCCGAGCACCUCCACCUGUUGCUUAUAAUCCCAUCCACUGCCCAUCUUAUCCUCCUGCUGCUACCAAGCCUUCCUCUAAGUCCACUGCCACUACCAAAAAUACAAAAAGAAAACCUAAGAAAGGUCUCAAUGCUUUGGAUAUUAUGAAACAUCAGCCUUAUCAACUCGAUGCAUCUUUAUUUACUUUUCAACCUCCUAGUACUAAGGAAAGCCUUGGUAUUAAGCAGACAUCGAAGUUGUCUACUUCAAAGCAAGCUCUACCUUUAAGACCACCUAGUGCUGGCUCUCCUACUAAUGCCCGGGCAUCUUCAGUGUACUCCGUGCCAGCCUACAGUUCACAACCUUCGUUCCAGUCAAAUGCCUCUAUCCCAGUAAAUGAAUCGUAUUCACCUACAGCCUACUCUGCAUUUUCUAAGCCAGAAACCACCACAUCUUCUUUGUUUACUGCUCCAAGGCCAAAAUUUUCAGCAAAGAAAGCUGGCGUCACUGCACAGGAAAGAAGCAGUGGACGCUCAUUAUCGCUUCCUGGGAGACCUUCUUCAUUCAUUUCUCGAGCCAUGUCUCCUACUUCUCCUCUUGUAUUUCAGCCUGCCCCUGAUUACUUCAGCAAGCCAGAAGCAGCAGCCGACAGGCCUGGCAAGAGACUGACUCCCUGGGAAGCAGCAGCAAGAUCCCCUCUUGGCCUAGUGGAUGAAGCUUUUGGGCCCCAAAAUAUGCAGGAAUCCAUUGCUGCUAACGUAGUAUCAGCUGCUCGCAGGAAAACACUUCCUGAGCCACCAGAUGAAUGGAAACAAAAAGUUUCUUAUGAGCCUCCAGCCCCAAGUGGUAGUGUAGCCUUAUUAGGAGGGAAGCAAUCGGGUAUUUUAUCACCCCCCAAAAGUUCCCUGUCUGCCCCAAGUGCCACCACGCAGGCUGGCUCUCAGCUGCAGUAUCCUUACUACAGUCAACGGUCCAGAACAGAUCCUGAUAUAAUGUCCAUGGAUUCCAGGUCUGACUACUGCUUGUCAACAGCUGAUUCAAACUACAAUCCACAGCCAAGGGGAUGGAGGCGUCCAACAUGAGCAGCUGCAGGGCCUGGCGUAUUUUCCCUUCUUCCAGCUUUACAAGCCUUACAUUUGAGCUGGAGAAGGAAAGUUUCUUGCUGGCCUGACCAUCUCUGAACUAACGAAAUGAGGAGGCAAAAUUGAAUGGAGCACAGUUUUCACAUGACUGCACGGCUAGCAGCCUCUAGAUUAGAUUCAUUUUCACACCUAACCUAAGAUUGUUCUGUUUGUCAAAAGGUAAAAAUACAUAUUUCUUGGGGUGAAGGGUGGGAUGAAGGCAGGGCAACCAAUGUGAUCGAUACAAAAAUCUAGGAAGGAUGUAGAUGGAGAUAGUACAAGUGCUUGCAGUUAAGUUAAUGUG
Molecule: messenger RNA, 4147 nt
Organism: Charadrius vociferus (killdeer)
Lineage: Eukaryota; Metazoa; Chordata; Aves; Charadriiformes; Charadriidae
Gene: SYNPO2
Product: synaptopodin 2
Exons: 5
Coding region: 1-3804 (1267 amino acids)
Biological process (GO): positive regulation of actin filament bundle assembly
Cellular component (GO): Z disc; actin cytoskeleton; stress fiber
Molecular function (GO): actin binding
Source: RefSeq, a predicted model, not a curated record